AUGACAUCCCAAGUUUUGAAAAACGCAGUCAAAUUCUUGAAAGAAUACACUCCAUGUGACGUUAGUGAUUCCUUAGCUAAACAAGGAUUGAAAAAUGGUGGAUUCUUUCCCAAUUUAACUCAAUAUUCAAGCAGUUCACAAUCCAGUACAGAUGGUUCAGUAGUGGGUACAGCUUAUACUGUUUUAUUUGCUCCAAUAGACGAUCCUAGACCAUCUGUUAAAGGUGGUUAUAUUGAUCAUAUUCCUGAAGGUUCAUUUGUUGUUAUUGGAUUGACUAAGGAAUUACAGAAAAGUGAAGCCCCAUAUGUCAAAGUCAAUAAUGCGUUAUAUGGUGGAUUGAUGAGCACAAGAGCUCAAUAUUUGAAUGCUAAUGGGACUGUGGUAUUUGGAAGAAUAAGAGAUGUCAAUGAGCAUCGUUCUUUGAAAUAUCCAGUCUUUGCUUAUGGGCUGGGGACUACAGCUGCACAAUCUGUUGUUAAAAUUGUGGGCGUUCAGGUUCCUAUAGAGAUCAAUAUUGGUGAAAACUUUUAUGAAACUAUUGAGCCACAUGAUUUGAUUAUUGGUGAUGAAAAUGGGAUUGUUAGAAUACCAAAGACUGUUGAUUUAGAAAGUGUCUUGAACUACAUUCCAAAAAGAGUCGAAGCUGAUCAAUUGGUGGCUACUGAUAUUGCAAAUGGUAAACCUGCCAACCCUUCACAGAAAGAACGUAGAGCCGGUCUUUAA
Hansenula anomala is the source of this 723-nucleotide messenger RNA. RefSeq names its product bifunctional 4-hydroxy-4-methyl-2-oxoglutarate aldolase/oxaloacetate decarboxylase. The coding region runs from base 1 to 723 and encodes 240 amino acids. NCBI's taxonomy places the organism in Eukaryota, Fungi, Ascomycota, Saccharomycetes, Phaffomycetales, Wickerhamomycetaceae. The transcript has a single exon. The record is from RefSeq and is a predicted model, not a curated record.